CAAGACCUUACAUCCUGUGUGCUGCAAUCCAAUUUUCUCCAUUUUUCUCUCUCCAGGUUCUCAAAAUUCUACCAAUUCCAUCAUCCAAGUCUUACCUCAAAAGCCAGCGCCUGUGAGGCUGUCCUUGGGGUUUUUUCACACCCAAUUACGUCUUGGUGAGUCAACUAAUUCAGAACCAACCCAUCGAAACUCUAGCAAUUCUCUCCUCUGGGUCUCUCUUGAUUCCCUUAAAACCUUCAAUUCUGCAGUUUUAUUUUUAUUUUUGGGAUUUUUAUUCACGGACCCAUAUGGGUCCAAUGGACGAUGCAAAGAACGAGCUGGUGAGUCGCCUCGUUGAGUUGAUAAAAGACAUUUCCGGUUUACCCGACUGCCGAAAUGUCUCCAAGAAAUGGUACAAUAAUUUGGUUCGUAGAGUGAAGCUACUGAGCCCUCUGUUUGAUGAAUUGAAGGACAGUGAUGAAGAGCUCAGUGACGACGUUGUUUUUGGGCUUGAUCAGUUGAAGAUUGCUUUGAUUAAGGCUAAAGAUCUUCUCCGAUCUGUCAAUGAAGGCAGCAAGAUUUUUCAGGCUCUGCAAAUGGACAAAAUUGCAGGCAGGUUCCAUCAAGUGACAGAACAUAUUGAAGCAGCAUUGAGCCAGGUUCCGUAUGAUAAACUCGAUAUCACGGAGGAAGUUCGAGAACAGAUUGAUCUUGUGCAUGCACAAUUUAAAAGAGCAAAGGGAAGGAUGGACUGGCCUGAUUUACAACUGGAAAUGGAUUUAGCCAUGGCACGAAGGGAAAAAGACCCCGAUGUUUCACUUUUGAAAAGGCUUUCGGAAAAGCUGUAUCUCAGGACUAUAGAUGAUCUGAAGGGGGAGUCACUUGCUAUCCAUGAUAUAGUUAUAUCAAGUGCUGGAGUUUCCGAGGACUGUUUUGAAUCCAUGUCAUUUCUUCUUAAGAAGCUAAAGGACUCUGUAGCAAUCAGAAACCCCGAUUUUGACACCCCUGAGGAUGAAAAGGUUUUGAUUAAGCGCAGAUCUCCAGUUAUCCCAGAUGAUUUUCGGUGUCCAAUAUCCCUUGAAUUGAUGAAAGAUCCUGUUAUUGUCUCUACUGGACAGACAUAUGAAAGGUCCUGUAUUCAAAAAUGGCUGGAUGCAGGGCACAAGACUUGUCCCAAGACUCAGCAGACUCUUUUGCACACGGCCUUAACACCCAACUAUGUUCUGAAGAGUCUUAUUGCUUUAUGGUGUGAGAGUAAUGGUGUUGAGCUGCCAAAGAACCAAGGCAAUGGUAGAAAUAGAAGAUCCGGAAGUGGUAAUUCAGAGUGUGAUCGAACUGCUAUUGAUACCUUGUUACAGAAACUUACAAAUGGGGAUUCAGAACAGCAAAGGGCAGCUGCUGGUGAGCUCCGCUUGCUGGCAAAGCGAAAUGCCGGUAACAGAGUAUGUAUUGGAGAGGCAGGAGCCAUUCCACUGCUUGUAGAGCUACUAUCCUCGGCUGAUUCUCGGACCCAAGAGCACGCCGUUACUGCACUUCUAAACCUUUCCAUAAAUGAGGCCAACAAGGGAAGUAUUGUAAAUGCAGGUGCUAUACCCGACAUAGUAGAUGUGUUGAAAAAUGGCAGCACUGAAGCAAGAGAAAAUGCUGCUGCAACCCUUUUUAGUCUAUCCGUUGUAGAUGAGAACAAGGUGGCAAUAGGUGCAGCAGGGGCUAUCCCAGCUCUUAUUGAUUUGCUUUGCCAGGGCACUCCAAGAGGAAAGAAAGAUGCGGCUACUGCUAUUUUUAACCUCUCAAUAUAUCAAGGAAACAAGGUGAGGGCUUUAAGGGCCGGGAUUGUGCCACAUCUGAUGAGAUUUCUUAAGGAUGCUGGGGGUGGAAUGAUGGAUGAGGCAUUGGCCAUUUUGGCUAUACUUGCAAGCCAUCAAGAAGGGAAAGUAGCCAUUGGUCAGGCUGAACCAAUUCCAGUUCUGGUUGAGGUUAUAAGAACUGGUUCACCACGCAACCGAGAGAAUGCUGCAGCGAUAUUAUGGUCUCUCUGUACAGGCGAUGUCCAGUACUUGAAAAUAGCAAGGGAGCUUGGAGCAGAAGAGGUAUUGAAGGAACUGUCAGAGAAUGGCACAGAUAGGGCCAAGAGAAAAGCAGCAAGUGUUCUAGAGCUACUCCAAAGAGUUGAUGCUGUCUGUAUUCCAUGAUAUUCAAGUGAAAUGAAGGUUUUUUCCUGAAUUUGUUGAAAUUAUGAAGUUCAAGGUAUGGUAGACCUUGGAAAGUUAUGCAGGAUAACUGUUAUCUACCCGAGACAUGCGUGGUUUUAUAGUUGUAUAAUUUCAGUACAUUAAAUCAAGUUGUUUUUGUACAAAAAAUAUAGGGGGAAGGAGGUGUCAUGUUUUCUUUCAUGGAUUGUUGAUUAUGGGACAUCGGUAUAUUUGUUGCCCUGUUGAAGAGUGGGAAAGAUCAGCAUUUAAUUCAACUUUCGAAGGAGGCGAGUAACUUUACAGUUGCCUUUUGUAUCUAGGAUGAGCUUUAUUCUUUACCAUUCGAUUCUUGUG
This is a messenger RNA of Ilex paraguariensis (yerba mate), 2525 nucleotides long. The record is from the annotation of a GenBank genome assembly. NCBI's taxonomy places the organism in Eukaryota, Viridiplantae, Streptophyta, Magnoliopsida, Aquifoliales, Aquifoliaceae.